AUGUCUUCUCGUAUCCGUGAAUUACGUUUAGGAAUUCAUUUUAUAAGAAGUUUUUCUGAUUUAUUCACUAGAACUGAACGUGUUAAAAAUCCAAAUAUCUCCACUUCUAUAAAUAAUGUUUUCAAUCUUCAAAGAAAAUCUAUGAUGAAAAACGUAAAACCUGGUGAUGAAGUUUUAUUUUCUUUUUUUCGAAAUUUUAAUGAUCAUCAAACCCCUAUGUUUCAGGUUUUUGUUGCUUAUAAGGAAGGUCAAAGACGUGAACAAAAAUUUUCUAUGAGAUGUCUUUUACCUUAUAAAACUUCUUUUAUAGCUUUAGGUAAUUAUACUACUAUAACCGGUCUUAAAUUAAUUUUUUCUACUUUACCUAUUCAUUUAAGAAUAACUCAAAAUCAUUUAAAUAAUGAGAUUUGGAUAAUUCCUGUAAAUGUUGGUGAAUUGGCUUUUCAAGGUGAAAUUACUGUCGAUGGAAAUCUUGCUCAUACUUUAAGAAAAGUUGGUCAUGCUAUUCAUAUCAUUUCUUUCGAUGAUGUUGGUGGUUUCGCAAGAAUUAAAAGUAAUCAUUCUAAUGGUGAUUUAUAUAUUUUAAGAUUACAUAAAGAAUCUUUAAGUACUCUUCACGCUACUUUUGAAGAUUCUUAUUGGGCAAAAUCUAAUGUUUUUACUACUAUUCCUCAUUCUCCUUUAAUUGUCUCUUGGGGUACUCAAAAUGUUUAUUUUGAUCAAGAAAAUUCCUUAUUGGAAACUCAAUAUG
Messenger RNA from Racocetra persica, 751 nucleotides. Lineage: Eukaryota; Fungi; Glomeromycota; Glomeromycetes; Diversisporales; Gigasporaceae. The record is from the annotation of a GenBank genome assembly.